CUGACCUCUCAUUGUGCAUCAACCAAAUGUAUUAUUCUUCAUAUCCUUCAUUUGGUGCCACCAAGGUAGUAAGCACCGGUAUCACCACCGUCGACUGCGAGAAGCAAGUCCGGUCAUGGCGCCUUUUCCGGUCACUUCUAAAGCUUCUCAUCCCUACUUGCAACAACACCUUCACUGAACACCACCCUCAAGUUCACCAAAAAAACUGCAUGCAAUAUCAUGACUACUAUCCCUCAAACCCUAUUAUUAGUAACCCUACUUCAACCACCAUCACGGGGACAAUCUUCGGUCAACGCAAGGGAAAAGUCAACUUCUGUAUCCAGACAAACCCUAAAUCAUCCACCACACCGAUCCUUCUCCUUGAUCUAGCCAUUCCUACAACAAUCUUAGCUAGAGAAAUGCGGGGAGGACUGAGAAUUGUGCUCGAAUCGACGAGCAAUUUGAGGAGUAGUCUGGACUCGAACAACUCCCUCCUGUCCAUGCCAGUAUGGAAAAUGUUUUGCAAUGGGAAAAAAGUAGGGUUUGCUGAGAAACGCUCUCCUUCUAAAGCAGAUAAGGAGAUUUUAGAGCGCAUGGAGUCGGUUGCUGUUGGAGCAGGAGUAUUAAGUGGCAAAGAUCUUGAUCGAGACGACGAAACAAUGUAUCUUCGAGGGAACUUUCAGUGGGUUCGAGGGUCCUUGGAUUCGGACACUUUUCAUUUUAUUGAUCCGGAUGGUAAUGUUGGUCAAGGACUUAGCAUAUUUUUCCUACGCUCACGUAAUUAAGCUUGUUGAUUUAUGGAGUUUUUGGUUUGGAGGAACAGCUGUGCUAAUUUACAGUUGUCACCUUAUAACUUUGAAUCUAUUAUUGCCUAUACACAUGGCUCGGCACUGCUUCAAGUAUGUAUAUAGUUGUUCGGUAUCUGAUCUGUACAGCACUCGGCACUCCUGGAUCUCUUUUACCUGUAAUUUGUUUGGGAGGCCGAGUGCUUUUUUGAGUUGUGCUUGUGAGCAUGACUUUCUUAUCAUUUACUGGGCACUACCCAUCGGUAUUUCAUGUAUGAAAAUAUUUUGUCAAGCUA
This is a messenger RNA of Daucus carota subsp. sativus, 1060 nucleotides long. RefSeq names its product protein MIZU-KUSSEI 1. NCBI's taxonomy places the organism in Eukaryota, Viridiplantae, Streptophyta, Magnoliopsida, Apiales, Apiaceae. The record is from RefSeq and is a predicted model, not a curated record. The transcript has a single exon. Bases 27 to 764 code for a protein of 245 amino acids. Gene Ontology annotation, biological process: hydrotropism.